Messenger RNA from Sycon ciliatum, 934 nucleotides. RefSeq lists its product as uncharacterized. The transcript has 2 exons. Bases 130 to 513 code for a protein of 127 amino acids. Lineage: Eukaryota; Metazoa; Porifera; Calcarea; Leucosolenida; Sycettidae. The record is from RefSeq and is a predicted model, not a curated record.
CAAGUCAGUUCUUGCCUUUGGUUUUGGCGUUGGGCCCGGUGGGAGGCGGUAUGCUCUGACUCCGGCUUGGAGCGGGGUGACGAAGGAAGCCUUUAGUCUUCGCUGUCAACCUCCUCGGCCUAGUUCAGAAUGAGCUAUUACAGGACGCCCGGUGCUAGCGGAGGUCGCCGAUUCGAUACAAAGAAGAAACUUGCAAUUUGGACGUCGUUGGAAAUAAUGCGGCUGUGCGAUGACCUCAGGGAAUGCUUCAAUGGUGAGCAGAUGCGCCUGAUGAGUGAUGUUCUUCUCCGUCCCUUUCUCAAGCACGGUGGAAAUGCGAGCAAUCUCGUGGAGGCUCGUAUUGAUCGGACAAGGCAAUUGACCGAUGAGCUAUACCUGAACCAUCUGAUUCGUUUAUGGAUCGCCAAGGAUGGGCAUGCUACGUGCAAGAAGCUAUAUGAUGCAAUGGUGAUCAUCUUCCCCGAAGACGAGGUCAAGCAGUACCGGCGUCUUCUUGGCGUGGACACAGACUGAUUCCCACUGCUGUUUAAGCUCACUACCCAGAGCUGUUGCCAGGAUAUUUCUUACAGAGUCUCCGAGGACUAAGCCAUGUCCGGGGCCUGCUCUCCAGUGCCCGCUUAUGCAGGACUGCACCUGCACCUUGUAUACUUUACCUCAAAGUGCUUUCAUCGGAUACAAACCGAGCCUGAGACUACGUAACUUCAGACCGUGUUCUCUUGCGCCUUACUUACCGGCAUGUACUGACAAUAUUUCUGGGCUUGAUAUCUUGUUUCAAUUUAGGACUGACACCUUGACUUGCAUCAAAUGCAUUGUUGAUAUAUUAUCUGUGAUAUUUAUCUAGUCAUGUGUGGCGAGAAUUGCAAGCUGUUGUAUAUAUUUUUAAGCGCUGGGACUGUCUUGAUGAAGUGUGAGGCUAGACUAGUAUAAGACUUAA